Molecule: messenger RNA, 8554 nt
Organism: Hermetia illucens (black soldier fly)
Lineage: Eukaryota; Metazoa; Arthropoda; Insecta; Diptera; Stratiomyidae
Gene: unc79
Product: protein unc-79 homolog
Molecular function (GO): protein binding
Source: RefSeq, a predicted model, not a curated record
AAAAUUUCGAGGGAAAUUGCUAUGGAAAUUAUGAGCUACCCCUCCGCAAAGUGGUUGAAGGCUUGGUUCGGUUCACAUCAGUCUCCCGGAAAAUUUGGAAAACGAGUAUGGAAUUUGGGGAGAGGCGGAUGAAAACAAGGGAAUAGUUUAAAUGACUGGAAGUUUUAAAGUGCAACUCAUCAACAUGGGCACGAGAGCGGCUGCUUUUCAAGCCAAACUUCGUUGUUUACAUGACUUCCAUGUUCGAUUGCUUCACAAUGCUCUUCCUGCGCCGUCAGGAAUAGACAUUGCUAAUACUAUCAAAUACUUUUCUCAAACACUUCUAACUGUCUUGAAAGAUGUUCCAAAUUCUCCACAUCAACUCAUCAAGGAUCCAUCUCAGGAUCAAAUGCGAAUGGCGUCAUACCCAAAUUUGGAGUACGGAAAUCUUUACAAUGCUUUAACCAUGCUAUUGGAUGUCGCCUCACUUAUACAAUAUGGUCAAAUAACUUUUGGAAAAGCCCUUCUUCAGUGCUUUGGAUGUAUUUUGCCCUUCCUUGAUAAAGACUUAAUUGAUAACUUACCCUACUUGGUAAGUUCAACAAUUUCAGUUCUACCACCAGCUCUUCAUCAGGAAGUCAUCAAUUCUCUGUGCUUCUACAUCCUUCCAUUUACUAUUACACGUCAAAGUCCAGAUGAACAAGAAUGCCAGGCAUGCCAGUCAGUUUCAUCAGUAAUCAUGAUGGUGUUCCAGUACUCAAACAAUGCUGCUCAUCACUGUCAGCUACUGGAAUGCCUUAUGAAGCUAAAGCACAAUGUCGUGAAAGACAUUUUGUGUGUUAUUGCCUAUGGGACUGCGCAGUCACGAUCUUCUGCCGCGAAACUCCUAUUCUAUUACUGGCCAGCGUUUGACCCCAAUCUGUUCGACCGGAGAGGACUACUCUCGAAACUCACAAAUGAUCUAAUUCCCUUUGUGUGUCAGCGUGAACAAUGUCCAAAUGCCGGCAAUGCAGAAGCAGCAAAAGUCUGCUUCGAUCACAAUAUUAGCAUCACAUUUGCUCCAGACUGUCCACCUCCCUUAUACCUUUGUAUCGAAUGUGCCAAUGAAAUUCAUCGCGAACAUCCUAACCAACUUUUCGGUGAUAUGUUGCACCCCAUGCAGCAAGUCUCCAUGGUUUGCGAAAACAAGAACUGCCGAUCAACGGAGAAGGCGGCAUUUUCAAUGUGUUUCUCCCCUGAAUGUGCAAGCUACAAUGGGAACCACCCAAUUCGUUAUUGCGCCCAGUGCCACAGUAAUCGUCAUAACAGCCGUCGUGGAGGAGACCAUGUCGUCCAUAGAAGCCUACAGCCAGCCUGGCAAAUGGAACCUGAAAUGCAGAUGUAUAUGGUUGAAUCUGUGGUUAGCCUUUUAAGGGAAGCCAAGCCUUUAAGUUUUGAGCCAGGAAAGGACUCUUCAGCAAGUGACGCGAAGAACGGAAAUUCAAAUGGAUUGCAAGAUAAUAUUUCACUGGAAGAACGUCAGCUGUUAGGAAGGUACGGUAUUUGGUUGCUGGUGGGAAGAUGCACUCCUACUGUAGAUACACCAGUAGAGAUUCUGGGAAGGUUGCUUUCGAUGCUUUUCCACUGGUUCCAUGUGACUGCAUAUUCCUAUGAUGCUGCAGGCCAAGUUGAAAGCACAAUUGAAAAACUAAAGAUCGAGCAUGUUUGCCAAUGGUUGAAGGACGUAUGCCGGGUCCAUUAUAAUGUAUUUAUUUCCUGCCUCUUGCCGCAUCCUCCGGAAUAUGCUCGAGUUGGAGGACACUGGGAAACACUUGCAUCACGCACAAGUCACCUGAAAGAAGGCUUACAAAGGUUGAUUUGCUUAGUUCCGUAUGAAGUGAUAACAUCAGAAAUAUGGGACUAUGUUAUGCCACAUUGGAUGGAAGCAAUAACAAAUGACGUUGGUGAAAAAGAACUAGGCGAACUCAAAAUAGUCUUGAGUAAAAUCCUUGAUCCGGAAAUGUCCCCAUUAGGCUUUGAUGCGAAAACUAUGUACAAUUUCGUAGCCAUCCGUUUUGAGAAAACCACGGCUAAAGUGCAACAGCAAGCCCUACAUUGGCUGCAAAUCCUGUCGAAGCUGGAAAUUUUGAUUCCAUUACCACAACUUUUUGCAAUGUUUGGUGAUGGUGUUCGGAUUAUGAAACAUGGCGUGCAACACGAAAUGAUGAAAGAAAAAGAAGGGAAAGCUGGCAAAGCCCAUUUGAAGGACAAGGAGAAAGACUUGGCGCAUCCCCCAAGGCGAAGUUCAAUCUCCCCAGUCGUUGAAGGCGAUUCAGGAAAUACUUCCGCAAUAUCGGAUGAUGAGGCUCCAACUUCAAGACAUACAGAAUUUUCCACAGAUGCUGAACACAACUUGACGUGCUGCAUUCUUAUGUUGGAUAUCCUUCUGAAGCAAAUGGAACUUCAAGAUGUCGAACAACAUAUGGGGAUUCAUACGACAGUUUGCGAAAAUGUCUCGCGAUUGCUUAAAUGUAUGGUAACAGCAGCCCGGGUUGGGCUUAGUAGCCAUGUUUGCGCAUUGAAGGUUGGCGAAUGUGCAUAUUGCGAGGCAUCAAUUAUGUGGCACCAGCUUUCAACCCGCCUUGUUGAGUUCAUGGCUCCACGAAAUCCAGUUCGACCACCAGAUCCUCCAAUUGAAGAAAUCAUCGAGGAAGAAAAAUCAGCUCGAAAAAGUCCGCCUGAGACUGAAAAAGAAAAAUCUAGAGACCGUGAUGUUUCACUGUCAAUGGCCCCAUUGCCAAUCCCGCUAGGACCUCUUGGUGGAUUUGCAGAUGAUCCUGGAAAAAUCAUUAUAAUGGCAGGUCCAGUUCCUGUGGCUGUACCGCAACCCGAGCCUCAUUCAAUUGGAGGAGUUCUCGUUCACAUGCCCAACGUUUGUUCUACAAGUAAUGAACGUGGCCGUUCCGAUACAGAAUUUAAUCGAUUAGUUCAUACCACAGACGAGAUAAUGACGGCCACCGUCGAAACAGUAUCAGAACAAUUGGAUUUAGCGGCGAUAAUACCAUCAGAGAAAGUCGUAACGGCCGUUGCAAGAUCAGUCACCUUAUCAGAUGCGGAUGUUGCGACUGCAACUGUUCAAGUAGCGAAACCACAGCUUGUUGGCAGCACGACCGAAACCGAUAAAUGCGAGGCCCUGCCGGAAGAAGAAGCUGAAGAUGCCGAGGAUGGUGAAGACUUCUGGCAUACGUCGGUUGGAAAGUUCAAGUUCUCAUUAGAUGCACUACCACAAAAUCUGCAGUACAUCCAUCAACUGCUUACAGAAAUUCCCACGGUGAAAAAACCUGACAUCCUUUACUAUAUCCUUCAAUGUUUAAAUAUUAUGGUCCUACAUGGUGAUGCCCUUACGAAGGCGGCAAGGGAUCACCGUGGCUUCUUCAUUUGGUGCCAAGAAAACUUGAUCAUCAAAAACAUUUGGGAACUAUGCAAUGCCGAGCAGUCUCAUAUUUGCCAAGUUUGUGUACCAAUUCUCCUACACUCCAUCACUCUGCCACUUGGAUCAGAUGUAUUCUGGCGAGUUGUCCAGGAGGCUUUUCAUGAUUCAGAUUGGCGUGUCCGAUUCACUGCUGUAGAACGAGUCACUGUUAUUACUCGAUUUAUGGAUUCCACACCACUUCGAAGUGAGGUCGGACUUCAAACUGCUAUGGCUACUGCACUGUGUCACCUAGUCGCCAGUAUGGACGAUAUCAAUGUCCAUGUAGCACAACGUGCAACUUUAUACUUGGGAACAAUUCAUGAUACAGCCAUUCGGGCACUUCUAUUUUGUCUUGAAUCACAAUUUGAUCUUUUCAUUGUGGAUAGACCUGUUGUUCUCCAAUCCCUCUAUCAGCUUCAUAACUCCCUAUCGGAUCGUCGUAUUCUAACUUGGGAUUUCUUUUUGAAUCGUUUUGAUACACUGUUCGUAGAAGCACAAGUGAAUUUGGAAAAAAGUGGAGAUAUAUCCUAUUUGAGGGAUCUAAGGAAUUCCGAAAAUGGUAGUGAGACGUUAUCGACUAAGGUUAACAAGGCACGGGAGGCAUUGAGUCAAUCAGACACCGCAGCAACUAUGGCGAAGACACUGAGUGCUUCAUUCGGGACGAAGUGGCCCUAUAAAAGGACAAUGUCGGCUCCUGCCAGUAUCAUUCCAAGACAGGACUCCAAAGUUGAAAAGGAAAAAAUCUACAGUCGCCAAAUUUCAGCUCCCAUUUUAAAGCGGAAAACUUCCAGAUUUGGCCUGGACGGCCACCUACAUUCGAUUGGAGGUCCUGGUGAUGAAAGCAACUUAACCGGUAUUAUCCACCGAAUUAUUGACCUAGAAGAGUCUGACAAAGAGACUAUACACCUCUUGGUCUUCCUGCUGAUGCAGUUUCUAUCUAGAGUGGAUCAGGCCUAUCCAUCCGAAGAGCGUCCAAUUGCCAGGACGCAAAACAUUGUCCUGAAACAUUUAUUCCUCCUACUGGGAUACAACCAAAUGGAUAAGACAUUUCAUGUUCCACCAAUCAAAUUGCGGUACUCCGCUGUGUUUAACGCUUUCAUCGCCAAUCUUCCUCAAGUACUCGACCAAAACCAUUUGAUCGGAUGGACUAUAUUGCCAUCCGCCUUACAAGUCUUACUCUACAGUCCAAGUCCAGCAAAUAAUUACUUGUCAACCGUAGACGCCCAUAGUAACACAUAUAAUUACUCCUUGUGGUACUUAGAAGCUCACGUACGCCGCAACUGGUUGAUGUCAGUCCUUGUCGUUCUUUACAAAUACCAAUACACGCAGCCACCACUUAACGGAUAUAUUAAUAAUUUGAUACGAAUUGUGUUGAAUUCUCUGAAAGCUCAGUUCCACCAGUGCAAAAGGAUUCCGACGACUACAGUCGUCGAUGUGCAGCUACCAAACAGAUCGCGUGAUGUUAGCCAACCUUCAUUGGGGACGGAUCCAGAUGAAAGAGGACCAGACAGCCCGCCACCAAGUCCUCUAUUUCCUUCAGAGGGUACCAGUGGAGCAUCCAAAAGCAAAGUACAAAGCAGUGGAAUUUCCCAAAAAACGCAAGUGCAUCGAAAAUAUCAGAACUCUAGUCUGGAAGCUGAUGAUACCGAAUCAGAACUUGUUGCGAUACCAGAGAGCGAUUUGUCAGAUAGUACAUUGCACGGAAGUAGUGCUCCGGGUUCUUUCGACGAUCCCCUGCACUUCGAAGACAUUGUAGCGCCGCUUCGUCCCGAAAUAAUCAAAGGUAAAGCUCACGUAACAACUGCAAACCUAGCAACAGCUCAUGUUGCAAUUUCAACCUUAAAAGCCGCCGAAUAUUGUGAGGACAAAUCCACAAAGAAAACCCAGUCCCGUACUAUACCACCAGCCACGACUGCAGCUGAUAAAUCGGUUGACAAAACGAUUCAACAAACUUCAACUAAAACUAUUGACACCCAAAUUCUUUCGAGCCAAACUAAAUGCAGCCUCCAAGAAGGCGUCCGUAUGAUGGUUACACCCUCAAUGUUAGUUACCGGUGAAGCUCGCGAAAAAGCUGUAUUGAACCCACCUGUUGACAUUCAGCGGGCAGUGGUAGUGAACCAAGCAUCUACUUCAAAAGGAAAAGGGGCAGACAUGGCUGCUACUUCGAAAAUGCUCGCUAGCAUUGCUUCUAAUCAUAUGAAAACCUUAGGAGCAUUACCUGGAUUGGAUACGAAAAUUUCUUCAGAUGGACGUCCCAUUCAGGAAGUACUACCAACAGUGGCAGGAAAACCUGUAUCACCCACUGGUAAACCAAAUGGAAGUUCUGAAAGCCCAUGCUUACCUGAGGCCAAAUCGCAGACUGCUGUACCAAGCAAAGCUUUAGGACACCAAAAACGGAUAAUUGAUUCAACCAGUACAUCCACAUCCACAGGAACAUCUUCAUCUCCUUCGAAUGGUGAGCCUAAGGCCACAACCAAGCCGAUCAACAAACAAAGUUUCAAACAUAUAAAACAAACAUCUUAUGGCUCUCCAGAAUCGCCACUAUCUAAAAUGAGUGUUAUGUCCCCACCAAGUGUUGAGGAAACCACAGUAGAUGGAUUGCCUCCACCUAAAAAUAUCGCACAACUCGAAAUACCAACUCCAGAAAGGUUACUUCCCAUUGGCUCAUCCGGCAAGGAUGGGGUUGUAGAACUUGCCAACAGGAUGCGGGAAGCACUAAGUAUCCCUGAUAUCAGCCAUUUAAAACAGGACAGUCUUGAUAAAUCCGAAGGCAGCACUCGUGGUGAAACUACCCCAAGCCGUGGAAACUCACCACGAAGACUAAUUAAACAAGUAGCAAUGGAAUCACCCCCAGCAGGCAAUGGAGACGAUUUGCAUACCUCAAUUUUGAGAAGUGUAACAAAGGACACUAAAGCUGAUAAGACUGAAGCACGGGACAUCACCAUGCAAAAAUCAGCCAGACCAAAAUUACGUAAAGUUGGUCCAUUUGCAAUAGAUUCACUUUCAACUCCUGAUAUUCGCACACGGUAUGCUGGCGCUUGGCCACCGAGCAGAGAUGCAAGGGAGGACUCAGAUGCCGAUGAGGAGACUGGAAAUGGAAAUACGUCUGCAUCAGAAAAUAAGCCGAGCUGCUCAAGGAUUGGUGAUGACUGCGUCUGCCAUCGUUGCUCCGAGUGUGGAACAAUGCUCGAAGAAUAUAGUGAUGAAGAAGUCGGAAUUCUGAUUAUAAUCCUCGGAACUUUCAUCCAUAGAGAACCAACUAUGGCCGCGCCAUUCCUUCCAGAAAUUUUGACUAUAGUUUCAAAGUUUGCAAUGCACUUCACUUUUCCUUGGCAGUAUGAGAGUACAACUCACCUACCUGGUGGAUCACAGUCAGUUGCUCAUCAGUUUAUUCGCUGCGUCCUUCAUCAACUGGCUCCUAAUGGUGUUUUCGUGCAGCUAUUUCAAACACAAGUUCCAGUUCAAGUGCGCCGAAAAUAUUUCAAAAGUGUCGCACAAGCUCUCCUUGAUUUCCAAGAAUUGAAUCCAACAAGUCCAAUUCAAAUGGUCACAGAAGCGCUGAACUCGAAGAAGACACUUCCCUUAGACAUCCUGCCAGUUAUACUUCGAAAUAUGGGCGAAUAUCUCCAAUGUGUGCCAACAGAUACGAAUUUUGGAUCAGGAGCAUGGUCUUCUGCCAUCCAAGGAGUUGAAACUUUAUUCCGAAGACUGUUUCUCGUGAUGCCAAAUUUGGAAGAUGCUGACCGACUUCUCGAUAUAAUGGUUCAAAUUUUGAAAGUCCCUGGCGUUUCGAAGAAUAUCCUGGAACCUUUCUCGAAAGCUCUGAGCGUUUGCGUGCAAAAUUAUAACUUGAAGCAUAAAGUUAUAUACGAUCUAUGUACCAACAGCAUUAGAGCCUUUUCCAAGGAUCGUGACAAGAUGCAGCUUUGCCGCCAGUUAAUAUUUGAGUUAAUCCAAGCCCUGAAAUUCAAAACAAAUAUACCUGAUGGCAAUUUACUUUUGAUUGUUGGCUUUGCACUACAAGAUGCGGGAGGCGGACUUCCAGCCGGUACCAUUGAAGGUUUGCCAGAUCAACCCCCACUGUACACAACAAAUGCAGCAGAUUGUAUGCGUCAAUAUAUUAACGACAUCCUGGAGUUUUUGGCUGAUUUUCACACACUAAGUAAAAUUAAGAACUUCAAAAAUACCCAAGCGGCCAAUGGACUUUGCGAAGACACUUUGGGUGGUAUCUUAAAAGGAUCGCUGGCGCAGUACCUGGCACUGGAAAUGUCAAGAGGAAAUAAUCGUGAUAAUAAGGCUGUAUCGAGAUAUUUGCCAUGGUUGUACAACGCACCUUCAUCACUCCAGCAAGGACCUAAGGAAUUCACUGAAUGCGUCAGUCACAUGCGUCUUCUUUCCUGGCUCCUACUCGGAUCGCUGAUGCACAACGCAUUAAUGCAACGUAAAAGUGGUACCGGUGCUCAUGCGAGUGGUCAUUUCCAUCUACAUCACGGAAUUCACACUGUCUGCCAACCGGUCCCACAAGAAGCCAGUUGCCACAUCGCUGAUCAUAUUCAAGUGAUCUUCACAGGAUUCGCGGAACAGUCAAAGACAUCAGUUCUACACAUGUCCUCUCUGUUUCACGCCUUCACCCUAUGCCAACUGUGGAGUAUCUACUUGGAAAAUAUGGCCCAUAGCACUUCACCAGCCUCGGAUCAGCACAACAUCACAUUGGGAAUAUUAUUCGAAUUUUGGGCCAAAGUAACGCCAUCCAUGCUGCAGCUAGUAUCACAUUCAAGUAGUAAGUUGCUGAUUUUUUUGACGAUGUCUAACAUGUUCUUUCUAAAACAGCUGGCGGAGAUGGUUAAUUUGCACUUCCUAAGCCUUUUGGAGGCUCUGAAGGAAACGCGAGCUACAAUUCUAGGUAAACUCUUACCUUUGUGGAGCCCGUUGCUAUCAUCACACAGUCAAUUGUCCGGAACGCUUCACGUUCGACUGCAAAGUUGUCGCGACUACGAACCAGACAUUGAGGAACAGAGUCAACCACAGCAUGAAGCGCUGCUAAAGUGGCUUCAACGUCUGCAGUUCAAAAUGGGACAAAUUGAAUUGCAGUCAUCGACAGCAACGCAAUUCUAUUCGAUAUAA